Cyprinodon variegatus (sheepshead minnow) is the source of this 822-nucleotide messenger RNA. RefSeq lists its product as uncharacterized. The transcript has 6 exons. Lineage: Eukaryota; Metazoa; Chordata; Actinopteri; Cyprinodontiformes; Cyprinodontidae. The coding region runs from base 43 to 822 and encodes 259 amino acids. The record is from RefSeq and is a predicted model, not a curated record.
AAGACCUGGCCAGCACUCUCACAGCACCUCACAAGAACCUGCAUGAAGCGCAAUCUGCAGGAUAUCCCAGGUGCUGUGGCAAAGGCUAAGACAGAUGCCCAUGAAAUCCUGGUUUCAGGACGUGUCUUCACCUUUGACCAGAUCAAAAACAUCAUGAGGACUGCACGUCCAUUACACAACAUGAUUGAAGAGCUGCAGACGCGGCAUUUCGUGGUGCGAGGCAUCCCGUCCGACUUCUACCACAGUGCUGCCGGGCAGCAACCUGGAGGUCAUCUGGCUCAGAAACUUUCAGGUUGGGCUGCAGCUGAGCAGAGUGACGAGUCUGAAGGAGGGGGAAGCAGCAGCAGUGAUGAGACUUUUCAAGAUGAGCCAAAUGCUGGGUGGCAAACCGACAAAAGACAACAGAUGCUUGAUAGGGGUCUUUACGACAAGCACUCCAGGGAUCACAAAUUGCUCAGAGACUAUGCUAGAUAUCUCCACAAAAAACGGCAGAUUGAGAAUUACAGACAAGAUGUGGCCAACGUAGCAAGAUACCUGUACUACAUGGACCCCAAGGAACCUUCUCUUCAAUUUGUCCUGAACAAAGAGAAGACCCAGCAGUACCUCAGGGACCUGACCCAAGCCGGCCUAAUGAAGCAGACGCAGAUCAACUAUCUGAAAAACCUCAAACGUUUCCUGAAAUUCCACACCUAUCACACUGACCUGAAGAAGCGCGACCCCAAGCUUCAUGGCCACUGUGUGGAUUUCAUUGAGUUCUUGGGUUUGCAACAGGGGACUUUAUCCAAACAAGUGAGCAAGGGAGCUGGUAAGAAAGAGGCAUAA